Molecule: messenger RNA, 1743 nt
Organism: Sinocyclocheilus anshuiensis
Lineage: Eukaryota; Metazoa; Chordata; Actinopteri; Cypriniformes; Cyprinidae
Exons: 6
Coding region: 71-835 (254 amino acids)
Source: RefSeq, a predicted model, not a curated record
CGUCACAUCUCUGUAGUCCAGCAAUGCUGCUCCAUUCAUCCAAAGAACCGAAGCACGUUUGAGAGGAAAGAUGCAGACAAAGAUGUUUUCCUUUGGUUUGUUUGCAGUUUCAGCAUUUCUUUGGCACGGUGUGUCUGGUGCAGACGGAGUCUCAGUGUCAGUGAUGGAGGGAGAUUCAGUCACUCUACACACUGAUGUUGAAACAAACCAACAAGAAAAUAUUAAGUGGUAUUUUAAUAACACUCUCAUCGCUCGAAUCAAUGGAAAUCUCAGUGAUACCUGUACAGAUGUUCAGUGUAAUGAAGGUACUGAGAGAUUCAGAGACAGACUGCAGCUGGACAAUCAGACUGGAUCUCUGACCAUCAUGAACAUCAACACCACACACUCUGAAAAAUAUACACUACAGGUCAUCAGAGGUAGCAACAAUGAAACGAUCUUCAAUGUUACUGUCAUUGAUGUUUCUGCUGCUGAACUAUAUGAAAUAUGUGUGAAGGCGGGAGAAAAUGUUACUUUAGAUGCCGGUGUAAUAAAAAACCCAAUUGAUUUGAUGACGUGGUAUUUUAAUGACAUAUGCAUCGUUGAAAUCACUGAAGAUCAGAGUAGGAUCUGUACAGAUGAUCAGGUUAAUAAUAGUAAUGAGACAUUCAGAGGCAGACUGGAGGUGAAUCAGACUGGAUCUCUCACCAUCACAAACACCAGAAGUGAAGACUCUGGAGUCUAUAAGCUACAGAUCAACAGCAGCAGAUUCAGCAUCGUUAGGAGCUUCAGAGUUACCGUCACUGGUCCGCCUUCAGGAAUACGCAUGACUGUUUUCCGAUGCAGGAGCUUUACAUAGGGAGACAAGGUGAAAAAUAAGCUCGGGCAUCUGUCAAAAGUCCAAGGAUGAGGAAAACGUCACAAGACCCGACAGGAUCAUAACCGGAUCGUGUAUCUGCAAAAUGUUUCCCAUCACCGUAUAUCAGCAGCACACUUCAGCUUGUGUUGCUCCGCUUUAACCUGGAAUAAUAUUUACAUUUAUCAUUUAUAGCAUGCUUAUUAUAAUAAGUGCCUUGGUUUCUGGUUAUGGAUUAGUGAAGUGCUUGUGGAAGGGAUGUGUUUUCUGCUGAUUCUUGAAGGUUGAGAUGUUCUCAUCAGAUCAGAUGAAGGUUGAAUGUUUCUGGAGUGAAGCUUCUGAAAGAAACUCGUUGUGAUGGAACCACUAGGAGGCGCUUAUUCAUUGUUAAACUUUCUCUAUACAUUUGUAUUCAGUUCAACAAUAACCUACUUUUACCAUUCAGUUGUCUCGAUAAAUUCACAGAACAAAUGCUUUAUGACAAUAAGCUGGAAACACUCAAUCCAUCAUUAAGCUUGAGUUUACACAGAUCUAAAAGUGUAUCAAACCUUUAAAACAAACUUACCAUGAGUUCUCAGGACAGUCAGUAUCAUUAUUUAAUUUCCAAAAUGUAUUAAUGGACAAAUUCCAUAUGAAGAAGAUCUGCACUACUCGUAUUGUACUGUCAGUUUUUACUUGAUUUGUCUUGCACACUAAAAUGUGCAAAGUGUCAAAUAAUUCAUACGCAUUGUUUUGCUUCAAAACAAACUUUGUAUGUUUGUGAUUCAGCACAGAAUUGGAGAGUUUGGUUCAAAAGAACUUAUUUGAAAUCUUUAAGAUGAAAAUGAACGGGGAAAAUACUUCCAUAGUUUGUGAUACUGGUUGUCACUUUUGCACUUAUUUGCAUGUCCGCAUGUUUGUAUUGUACAUCU